Messenger RNA from Spodoptera litura, 911 nucleotides. RefSeq names its product myophilin. Gene Ontology annotation, cellular component: actin cytoskeleton. The record is from RefSeq and is a predicted model, not a curated record. Gene Ontology annotation, biological process: actomyosin structure organization; actin filament organization. Gene Ontology annotation, molecular function: actin filament binding. Lineage: Eukaryota; Metazoa; Arthropoda; Insecta; Lepidoptera; Noctuidae.
UGGGCGGGCGGACUGCAACUCUAACAGUCAACCAGCCGAGUUCGAGCCGAAAGCUCGCUCACAAACUCAAGUGCAAUCAAAAAGUUCUGUGACAUAAAUUAACAUGGCUCCUAGGAACAAGGAACAAGAACAGGAGGUGCUGAACUGGAUCAGCGCCGUCCUUGGAGAACCUCUCCCAAGUGCCGCCUAUGAAGACUACCUGAAGGAUGGCGUUGUUCUCUGCAAGCUCAUCAACAAACUGGCCCCAGGAUCAGUCAAGAAGAUCCAAGAGAGGGGAACCAACUUCCAGCUUAUGGAGAACAUCCAAAGGUUCCAAGCCGCCAUCAAGAAGUACGGAGUGCCAGAAGAAGAAAUUUUCCAAACCGCUGACCUGUUCGAGAGGCGUAACAUUCCUCAAGUCACACUCUGCUUAUACGCUUUGGGCAGGAUCACUCAGAAGCACCCUGAAUGGACUGGUCCUCAGUUAGGGCCUAAGAUGGCGGAGAAGAACGAGCGUACCUUCACUGAGGAGCAGCUCCGUGCCCACGAGUCGGAGCUGAACCUGCAGAUGGGUUUCAACAAGGGAGCUUCACAGUCAGGGCACGGUGGCUUCGGCAACACUCGCCAUAUGUAAUUCACCACCUCAUCGCCACUUUCCUAUGCUUGAGACCAACCGAACUAUUCGGAAUGAAACAGUAUUCUUAUGUAUGUCAAAUGAAGGUCGAAAAUUAUGAUUUGUACUCUCUUCCAAGUCAAUGUCUGCAAUGCUUAACAACGUCAAAGAUUGUGUGAUAGUUUUUAAUUGAUUACUAUUAUUAUGGUAGGUACCUAUUAUAACUUCUAACAUCGCUAUACUAUUUUCGUUAAGUAUUUUUUUAUAAAUAUUUAAUUGUAAAUAUUUAACUUUAUCUAAUAAAUAUCGUUUGUAAGUA